AUGGCUCAAUCGACCGACCAGGUGGUCGACCAAGUCGCCCAGCUCAACGCCGCUCGAAGCCUCGUCCUUGGCGAUGCCGCGCUCUACCCGCAGAUUGUAAACGGUAUCCUGCCCAUCGUCGGAGCCAACGCCAGACUGGAAUUGCGAAGAUGGGGCGCGGACUUUUUGGCAGAGACGUUUGCUAGUCCGAUCCUAGCUACGGCGCAGAAGCAGCAGCUUGCGCCGACCGUCUUGCAAUCGAUUCAAGAGACCUUAGCUCUGCCCGAGACGGAUACGGCAGUCUUGUCGAGCUUGGUGCAGACAUCUGCCAGCUUAUACCCGCUGAUUUUUCGCCAUAUUGUGAAUCACCCGGAAGAUACCAAGACAUGGGAAACCAUGAACGCGGUCAAACAAGAGAUCCUCCGGAAAAUGGACUCUUUCCCAUGCCCGGUCAAGAUUUGCUGUGUCAAGUUUCUACAGCGCGUCGUCCAGGUCCAGACGCCUGGUUUGAUUGCGGACCCUAGGGUAUGUUCCGCAAGCCGCGUCCCCCCGGAUCCAGAUGUCCAGGAUACUAAAAUCCACCAGCGACCCGAUCAAAACGAGACGUCCUUGGCCGUUGUCCCCCGGACCCACGCCCUGCUUGCUAUCCCACACCUAGAGGCCGAGGCAUCUGGUUUACUUGACCGGCUACUCGGGGUAUUCCAAGAAGAGACAAGUGACCCCCUUAUCGUCAAUGCGACUCUGAACUGUCUCGCGCCUUUGAUCCGCACUCGCCAGUCGAUUGCGAACAAAAUUAUUCAGACGAUUAUGGACUUCUAUCCCUCUAAACAUGUCCGUCCGCCAUUCACUCCUACUGUCCGUGUCGGCGUCAAGUCCAUGGAACGCACUGCCCGAGCAUUGCUGUUCAAUGUAAUGAAGAAGAACCCCAGCCACCCACUGAUGGGGAAGAUGCAAGCGUAUAUCGAGCGCAUGAUGCAAUCUCGACUUGAGGUCACUGAAGAUGCCUCUCGGAAGCGUGGACUGCCCGUUGAGCCGACCGAUGGCCUGGAUAAUGCUAAGCGGGCCCGUCUUGAUGCCAUGACACCUCCGCUGCUCAACAUUCCCCCUCUGCCUCCAGGCCCGACCAGCUUUGAUCAGCUGUUCACCAUCACCCAGGAUAUCGGUCUGUCCUCCUUUGAUGUGAAACAGUUGCCUCCCGAUCUAGUGGUGAAGAUUGCGGUCCCACUACUAUCUCAAGUAAACCCGUCGUUGCUUACUCAGGCUGUCGAUGCUAUACGAAACCGAUAUCAGACUAUCACGAAAGAACAAAACUUGAAGCGGCAACAACUACACCAAGCCGCUACGGCUGCGGCUGCAGAUGACGACGAUGAUUACGAGCCUGACUAUGAACCCCUGGAUGUUGGAGCGAAUGUUUCAGAGGAGGCCGCUGCUAUCACAGCAGAGGAUGUAGAGUUGGAGCCCGAUCUGGUAUCCUUGGGGCCCUUCGUUCUGCCUCAACCACCAGCAUUGACCGAGGAGGAAGCAGGUGAUGUAGGUCGCAGCGCAGUUUCGCGGGUAUUCAGCAUGAUUGAUGCUGUCGAAACAACCCCAUCGCCCGCUCAGAGCAAGAACCAGCAACAACCGGGUUUCGCACGACUAGCUGGAAGUACCUUUGACCGAGAUGCCUGGGUUAUACUUCUUACUCGUUUGGCCACUCGCGCCCCAGCUGGUCUGGAGGGCGGUGACAAAGCUAAAGGGGAUCUUGCUGGUGGAAAAAGACAAACAACUAUCUCGGAUUCGAUCCGCGAAACACUGUACCGUUAUAUUUUGGAGGAUUUCCGCGCUCGACUCAAGAUUGGAAUUACCUGGCUCAAUGAGGAGUGGUACAAUGACCGGGUUCGCAUGAAAGCGGCCAAUUCGGAUCGUGGUGAUGAAGACGAGGAGCCCACCGUUGCGCUUUAUUAUGAUACCUGGGUUCUGCGUCUUUUGGAUGGUUUCCUGCCAUACCUUGACUCCCGUGAUAUCAAGGUAUUGGUGCGAUUCCUUAGUGAGAUUCCAGAGGUCACCAUCGCCAUUACACAGCGGGUGGCCAGUCUGGCUAAAGAUCCGGAACGUGUGAAUCUUACCGUGCAGGCCUUGAUGUACUUGAUCAUGUUCCGGUCCCCUGCCCGGGACAUGUGCCUUAACACGCUCGAGGACAUUUACCAGACUUGUAAGACCCACUUCCCCCCCCCCCCCGAUCUACCCCAACGGAAAUGGUCACUGACAAAGAAUCUCCCAGACGAGGAAUCACGCCCCGCAGCUGGCAAGGUCCUGGCCAGGUGGCGCCCCCAAGCACUUCCUGCGCCUGCUGAGACGGCCCCAGCCCCCUCUGGUGCCGUAGAGUCUGCACCAGCCGCUCCCCAGGCAGAG
Penicillium cataractarum is the source of this 2370-nucleotide messenger RNA. Its product is annotated as RNA-processing protein PTA1. The annotation marks the transcript as partial. Gene Ontology annotation, cellular component: mRNA cleavage and polyadenylation specificity factor complex. The record is from RefSeq and is a predicted model, not a curated record. Lineage: Eukaryota; Fungi; Ascomycota; Eurotiomycetes; Eurotiales; Aspergillaceae. The transcript is spliced from 6 exons.